AUGCGUCUCAUCACUCUAUCUUCGGCUGUGCUGGCGCUGGCCUCCGCCGUCGCUGCCGCCACCGGCAAGGCGGAGGGCUUCGCGGCCAGCGUCACGGGAGGCGGCAACGGCAGGACCGUGUACCCUUCCAGCAACUCGGAGCUGGUCAACUACCUGGGCAGCAGCGAGCCGCUCAACAUUGUCCUGACCAAGACGUUUGACUUUAUCGGCUCCGAGGGCACGGCCACCGAGGACGGCUGCCUGCCCUGGGGUACCGGCUCCAAGUGCCAAAAGGCCAUCAACAAGGACAACUGGUGCGGCAACUACCAGCCCAACGCGCCGAGGACGCGCAUCACCUACGACAAGGCCGGCAUGCUCGGCAUCACCGUCGGCUCCAACAAGUCCAUCGUCGGCCAGGGCAACAAGGGCGUCAUCAAGGGCAAGGGCCUGCGCAUGGUCAGCAACGUCAAGAACAUUAUCAUCCAGAACAUCAAAAUCACCGAGCUCAACCCCGAGUUUGUCUGGGGCGGCGACGCCAUCACCAUCAACGGCGCCGACCUCGUCUGGAUCGACCACGUCACCACCUCCCGCAUCGGCCGCCAGCACAUGGUCUUUGGCAACCAGGCGUCCGGCCGCGUCACCGUCUCCAACUGCGACAUUGACGGCCGCUCCAGCUGGUCCGCCGACUGCUCCGGCAACCACUACUGGGGCAUGUACUUCACCGGCUCCCAGGACAUGAUCACCUUCAAGAACAACUACGUCCACCACACCAGCGGUCGCUCCCCCAAGGUCCAGGGCAACACCCUCCUGCACGCCGUCAACAACUACUUCUACUCCAACCCGGGCCACGCCUUUGAGACCGCCUCGGGUGCCAUGGUUCUCGCCGAGGGCAACGUCUUCCAGAACGUCAAGGCCACCGUCGAGAACGGCGGCGGCCAGAUGUUCUCCUCCCCCGACACCAACACCAACGCGCAGUGCAGGUCCGCCCUCGGACGUCCCUGCCAGCUCAACGCCUACGGCAGCUCUGGCAAGCUGACCGGUACCGACACGGGCUUCCUCGUCAACUUUAAGGGCAAGACGAUUGCCGCCGCCAGCACGGCCAACGUCGCCAAGGGCGUGGUCAACACCGCUGGCUACGGCCGGGUCUGA
Messenger RNA from Emericellopsis cladophorae, 1128 nucleotides. Its product is annotated as polysaccharide lyase family 1 protein. Gene Ontology annotation, molecular function: pectate lyase activity. The coding region runs from base 1 to 1128 and encodes 375 amino acids. NCBI's taxonomy places the organism in Eukaryota, Fungi, Ascomycota, Sordariomycetes, Hypocreales, Bionectriaceae. The record is from RefSeq and is a predicted model, not a curated record. The transcript has a single exon.